UUCCUGAUGAUGUCGACACGAUGAGAAGACUCGGAAUUCCUCUGGAGUCGUUUAUUCUCAUUUCGAUCGUUAUCGGAGAAGUCGUUGAUUCCAGUACUGAUUACAGGUCGAAAGAAACUCCAGAAAAAUUCCUGAACCUGGAGAGCCCCUCAGACACUAUAAUUCUCCGUAAAAAACGUACGAUAAGAUAUGAAGACCUUCCCUUGAGCAUCCGAAAGCGCCUAGCUGAAAAUUUAGAAACAAUAUCGGAUUAUGAGGACGACCUGUACGACGAGGACUCCAAAAGUUCUGAGCCCUUAAGUAGAAGAGGUCGAGAAGCCCUAGAUGUUGACGUGACUGACACCGAGAAUUCCCGAGUGAAACGGGAAAAAUCGUUCCCCGAGGAAAAUGGUUCCGUGAAGACGAGGGUAAACCUGGAGAAAGCAAAGUCCCAGCUGGAAAGAGUGGAGAAAAAAGUGGAGAAUGAGAUCAGGAGCUUGAGGAAACGAGGGAAAUCCUCUAAAAGUGCUGAGACCGAGAAGAAACGUCAGAUUCUGUCCAACAAUUCACUAGCGUCUCACCCUCGUCUCCUGAAAAUUGAAGUUGACACUUUCGAAAUAGGUCGGGAGUCUCCAAGAGACACUCCAGGAGCUGUCGAUAUAUUGGAAAAAUCUGCAGGAGAUAAAAAUUCAGGGGAGAGCAAGCUGGAGUUUCAGAAAGAAGUCAGACGACAAGUCCCUUCCUCUGAACCUGAAGAAAAGGAUAAAGUCGAUUCAACGAGAAUCGAGGACCAGCUGCAGAGACAAAUCGAUGCUGUGAAGGAGAGGGUCAAGCAGGAGUUCGAGGAGAAGCUGAAGAUCAGAGAAAUCGAGACGAAUAAUGCGAGAUACGAUGAACUGAUGCGACUGGAGAGGGAAGAGCAGGAGGAUGAGGGGCUCGACGACAAGGAAAAACGACUGGAAGAUCUCUCUGGAAAUUCUGAUUCUGACCUGCAUGAGCUCCAGGAUGUUAGAGCUCCACAUGACAGUAUCCGAAAGAGAUCAGCUGGAGAUGACGAGUCUGAGGACGAGGAGAUUGAAGAGGAGAUUAAAUUCAGGAGGAAGGGCAACCCGAAAACUCGAAAAUUCAGAAAGUCCGUGUUACCCUCUCACAGAAGCCUUGGCGUUGAUGAGAUGUCAGAGUCUGAGGCGAAUCGAUUUAUCCGCAGGUCCGAGGGAUUGGGUGAGGGCAGGAGAUUAAAACACUCCAGGUUGGGUGGGAGGCAGGAGAUGCGGAAAAGUUUUCUCUUUCCUGGCCGACUGUACACGAGACCCCGGAGGGAAAAUUCCCGGAGGAAGAGAAAAAGAGGUCAACAUAAGCAUCGGAGACAGAGUAGAGGUAGAGGGAGGUGGGAAAGGGCUGCUGACGAGCUUCUGAACGAGGUCCAAUCAGAUUCAGUGGCUGAUGUCAAUUCUCCUGUUGAUGACGCAAAUUCUCAGGAUCUUGGAUUACAGAUGGUCCCAGAGUACCAAGAGGCCUUUGGAGGGCUCCCCAAUGAUCCCAGCGGUCCUUUAACCCGAUACAAGAGAAUCAAAAGAACCUCCUGAUCCCACGUAAACAAUUACUCGAAUAAUCAUUAACAUUAUUAGAAUAAUCACGACUCAUAAAUAAGUUAGGGAUCGAAUAAAUAAUUAUUUUGAUAUUUAACGACAA
Fopius arisanus is the source of this 1671-nucleotide messenger RNA. RefSeq names its product trichohyalin-like. The transcript has 4 exons. Lineage: Eukaryota; Metazoa; Arthropoda; Insecta; Hymenoptera; Braconidae. The coding region runs from base 21 to 1565 and encodes 514 amino acids. The record is from RefSeq and is a predicted model, not a curated record.